Capsaspora owczarzaki ATCC 30864 is the source of this 1712-nucleotide messenger RNA. RefSeq lists its product as hypothetical. The transcript is spliced from 2 exons. The record is from RefSeq and is a predicted model, not a curated record. Bases 170 to 1537 code for a protein of 455 amino acids. NCBI's taxonomy places the organism in Eukaryota, Filasterea, Ministeriida, Capsasporidae.
CUUCACGUUUUUUUUUUCCCCCGCUUCAUUGCUUCAUUGUUGCCUAAAUCAACCUUUCAGCUUGAACCUCCUCCCUUUUUUAGAAUUGCACGCGCUCGUCGCAUUCAGAUCUACCUACGUGGCGUGUUCAAAGCGAGCCGAGUUCAACCCCCUUUCACUAUUUCACAAAAUGCUGGACACCCCCAAACGAACGCUGCCUCUGCACCCCGAUCACGAGGCCAGACUCGCCCGUCGCUCGUCGUCCGAGCUCAAUUCGCUGGCCAUUUUCGUGUCGGAGAGCCGAGCGCUGGACUCUCCUGCUCCUGGUGCUUUGAAUCCGGAUGACCUGGAUUGCUGCGAGCCGCUGGAACCUCUCGAAUCACUCGAACCUCUCGAGGCGCUCGAAUCAGAGUCUGAGCAGCCCGCUUCUGAAGUUGAGCAGGUCGAAGAAUGCCCACCAAAGCAAGCCGAGGACAACGACGACACUACUCUGCCUGAUUCAACCGAGUCUCAAUCGCAGGAAGAUGCUCUGCCUUCCGCCAAGCACACAAAAUCCGCCUCGCUGCGAUUGUCCGUCAUUCAUCUGCUCAAGGUCGCUACCAUCGGCACCAUUCUUUGCUGGCUACUAUUCACAACUGCGUUGCCAGCAACUCGAGCCGUUUGGUCCCAUUUCACUGCAUUGUCGAUUCUGGCUCUGGCGGUCGUCUUUGCCAGACCCAUCGCCAGCGUAGUCACCUUCUGCAAUCUGCUUGCGGGUCCGUCUGCCCAGGACUGCAAGCUGAAGCCACAGUUGCGCCUCAACCUCCACGUGACGAAAACAAGCCUUCUGGACGAGGUCACCAUGAACGAGCUCUUCACGCUUGCCUUGAGCACGUUGGACACAAACCAAAGCUUGUCUCAGAGCCUGGACAUGUUCCGCAGCUAUGUCCUGUCGUUUGACUUUGUCAUCAUGUACCGCAGCAAGUUGGAUGGCAGCCUUCGCGGCAUGUUCCUCAUGGGCCAAGAGUCGACGCAUGCACGGCCCGACGGCAAGUCGGCGGCCGUGUUGAAAGUCGGCUUGGCGCUGUUUCGCGAGGGGUACCACGGCGGACCGUGGUUUCCACUGGCAGUGCUCUACAUUGUCCUGUUGACAAAGUUGUCGCGGCCAUUCACUCAAGUUUACAUCAUCAUGAAGUGCUUCUCCAUCCGGUCGUACUUGUUUGCCGUUCGCAACGCCCAAGAGUGCUACCCUCGGCACGAUAUGCCAACCCCUGCUUGGGAGAAGACUGUGAUGGAUGGGUUUGGUCGAGCCAUGACCUCGCCGUCCGAGCAGUACGAUGCCGUCCACGGCGUCAUUGAGCGCAAAAACUCUCAUCUGAAGAAAGGUAUUGCCGAAAUUUCCGAGAAGGACAAGCAAGACCCGCACAUCCGCUACUUUGAGGAGCAAAACCCGGACUGGCAGCAAGGGCACCAGCUCGUUGUCAUGGGUGCUGUCUCUGCUGGAUGCUUUUGCCGCGGCGUUCUCAGCGCAGCUCGCCGGUAUCUUGGGAAUUCUCGCUGGGAGCUGCGCGCCAAGUAGCCAUCUCGUCAUUCUAUCAUCAUGCCAUCAUCAUUCGUUAUCUUGUAAACCUACAUUUUUUAAAUCUUGUUUUAAAUCUUGUAUUACAUCAUGUUAAUACAAAAGUCGUUCAUUGGCUUCAGCGAGAUGGUACAACAACCGGAAAUUGAGCCAUCCAUCCCAGACGCCAACUCUA